AUGACCAUUUGCCACACACUCCAAACGGCAGCACGAGGCUCUUCCUGGACCAUUGCUGCAAUUAGAAGGGCAUUUUCUUCACCGGCGCUGCCAGCAGGUAGCUCGGCUGGCACGCUCGAAAUCAGAUCGUGUCGUGAGCUCACGCCAGCCAAGUUUCCUGAGUACGUGGCAGCCACUCCCACCAACCUCCACAACAUGAUCUGGCGAUCGCCGCUUCAGAACGUGUAUGUGGUUAAGAAGCCGUGGAAUGCACGUGUCCGUGACGCUAUGGUUCAAUUCAUCGACCACAUCCACCACGAGUACGCCGCCGUCAACAUUAUUGUCAGUGAGGACGUGGCAGACGAGUUGGCGCAGGAAUGGAAGGGCUCCGGACGUCGGGUGGUGUAUACAGGCCCCAUUGGUGAGAUCGUGGCCCGCACAGACUUGGUGGUGACCAUGGGAGGCGACGGUACCAUCCUCCGAGCUGUCAGUGCGUUUUCCAGCGUGGGAGUGCCGCCAGUCUUAAGCUUCUCCAUGGGCACAUUAGGGUUCUUGCUUCCAUUCGACUUUUCUACCUUCAAGCACAGCUUUCGCCAGGUGUACGAGUCGCGGGCCAAGGCGUUGCACCGCCACCGGUUGGAGUGCUACGUUAAGCGCACGGAUUCCGACACCAAUAGGGCACUCGAGGGUGUGGUGGGCCCCGAGAAGGUUAUCCACGCCAUGAACGACAUUACCCUUCAUCGGGGGUCUCAACCACACCUCACCUCUCUCGAUAUAUUCAUCGAUCACGAGCUACUCACCACCACUACCUGCGAUGGAGUGGUCAUCAGCACCCCCACGGGCUCCACUGCAUACUCGUUGAGUGCUGGUGGCUCCAUUGCCCAUCCACUGGUCCCAUGCAUCCUCUUGACUCCCAUCUGUCCCCGGUCGUUGCUGUUCAGGCCAUUGGUGCUUCCCGUCACUUCGCACGUUUCGGUGCGACUCAGCGAGGAGAAUCGCAACAGGCUGAUCAAGUUGACCAUUGAUGGAAUAGCCCAGCGCAGCUUGCGGCCAGGAGACGAGAUCUGUGUCAGCAACCCCGAGCACGAGCUCGUGAAACUGGAGCUGGCAGGGGCUCCAGGCAUCUGGUGCGUGGCACGGACUGAGAACGACUGGACCAACGACAUUAACGAGAUGUUGGGAUUCAACAGCUCGUUUGGGAAGGUAUAG
Suhomyces tanzawaensis NRRL Y-17324 is the source of this 1188-nucleotide messenger RNA. RefSeq names its product NADH kinase (gene POS5). Gene Ontology annotation, molecular function: NAD+ kinase activity. The record is from RefSeq and is a predicted model, not a curated record. Gene Ontology annotation, biological process: NADP+ biosynthetic process; NAD+ metabolic process. NCBI's taxonomy places the organism in Eukaryota, Fungi, Ascomycota, Pichiomycetes, Serinales, Debaryomycetaceae. Bases 1 to 1188 code for a protein of 395 amino acids. The transcript has 2 exons.